Messenger RNA from Meloidogyne enterolobii, 529 nucleotides. Lineage: Eukaryota; Metazoa; Nematoda; Chromadorea; Rhabditida; Meloidogynidae. The record is from the annotation of a GenBank genome assembly.
AUGACUGAAGCAACUCAUCAACCAAAUGAAAAUACAAAUACUACAAACACAACAUUUUAUAUUGAACACCAACGUGUUUCUGUUAAUGAUAUUGGUAAUCAUGUUGGUGAUGCAAAUCCAAGAUUUGGUGUUGUUAGAGAUCGAUUAUUCCAUGCAAUGCUGGUUCGCCUAUCACUUCCCUAUUAUACAAAUUUUCCUCCUCUUUUUCGAAGAAUUUUUGAAUUUCUUACUUUAUUUAAUGCUCUAGUUUUCCUAUCAAUUUUAAUUUAUACUCAUUUUCUUGCUGCACAUUAUCCUGCAAAUUGUUUAAAUGAAAUAAAACAAACUUGGCCAAUGAAGGGAAUUGUAAGGAUUGAGGUUUGAAUUUUUUAAUUUUGAAUGAGUAUUUUAUUUUUCGACUUGUUUUCCACUGGGGGACCAUUUCGAUUUUGGAUUUUUUUUUUCCAAAAUUCCAGAAUCGAUUUUCGCCAAUCAUAUAUUUUCAUCAAUCAGUUGAUGGAUUAAGUCAAGGAACAUUAUGCACAUAUGU